Molecule: messenger RNA, 2346 nt
Organism: Olea europaea var. sylvestris
Lineage: Eukaryota; Viridiplantae; Streptophyta; Magnoliopsida; Lamiales; Oleaceae
Product: THO complex subunit 4A-like
Exons: 5
Coding region: 113-808 (231 amino acids)
Biological process (GO): mRNA export from nucleus
Cellular component (GO): nucleus
Molecular function (GO): mRNA binding
Source: RefSeq, a predicted model, not a curated record
ACUUCCCAGUUUCCGGGCUCCGGCCUCUCUCUCUCAAAACCCAAACACUAAAACGUUCUUCUUCAGAUCUCCUUCUCAUCUGCCGGCCGGCGUAUAUACAAACGCAGAGAAGAUGUCAGGUGCUGCACUUGACAUGACACUUGAUGAUCUAAUCAAGAGCAACAAGAAAUCCUCCACCCGUGGUAGAGGCCGUGGCUCUGGUCCUGGCCCCGCUCGCCGCGUCCCCAACCGUACUGCCAAUCGUGCCGCGCCAUAUGCCGUGGCCAAGGCCCCGGAAUCGGCUUGGGGUCAUGACGUGUUCGCUGGAGGUGGUCGAGCUUCUAAUAUUGAGACAGGGACGAAGUUAUACUUAUCGAAUUUGGAUUAUGGCGUCUCUAAUGAGGAUAUUAAGGAACUCUUCUCGGAGGUUGGUGACUUGAAACGGUAUACGAUGCACUAUGAUAGGAGUGGGAGAUCAAAGGGUACUGCCGAAGUAGUCUUCUCAAGACGUCAAGAUGCAUUAGCAGCUGUCAAGAGGUACAAUAAUGUCCAGCUUGAUGGGAAACCGAUGAAAAUAGAGCGUGUUGGAACAAACAUUAACAUUCCCACUGCUGGUCUUCCAUCUACUGGUGCUUUUCGUGAUUCAAAUGUAGCUCCUCGAAGUGCUCAAGGCAGGGGACGUGGGUUUGGUAGGUCACGUGGUGGUGAACGAGGUCGUGGAUUUGGAAGAGGGCGUGGACAAGGAAGAGGUCGUGGUGAGAAAAUAUCUGCUGAAGAUCUAGAUGCUGAUUUAGAGAAAUAUCACACAGAUGCAAUGCAGAUGACUUGAUUGGAUGUACCCGAGUCACUGUUUUGCACCAGCAGCAGUUUCGUGAUGCAAAAUGUUCCUAGUAGUCUACUUUUGCAACAUAUAGCUCAUUAGAAGAAAAUGGAGAGGUCUAUGAUGAAGGGGUGAGGGUGUUAGAAUCUUUUUUCAAACAACUUGGUGUAUCUUGUUGAUUGUACCUUUACUUUGAUAUGUUACAUGGGCUGAUGGACAAAUGUGUGUUCAACAAUUAAACUUUUUGUUUUAUUGAACCCAACUUUUGGUUCACCUGAGAUAAGGGUAGUAGUAUCAACAUGGGAUGAUGCAUUCUAUUGUUCAUAGCAAGACGUGGGUUUACGCAUUCUGUUGUUAUGGCAAGGCAAUAUAUUGACCUGCAAGGUGGUGGGGGUAGAAUCAGACUGGAAGGCAUCUGGCAUGCACAGUUUUGAAGUGCAGGGAAUGCUUCUGAUAUAUGAAACUACGGGGCAUCAACUUUGAGGUAGUCUUCCUCUUGUUCAUUACAUGCAAUCUGUUAAGUUCUGCCUCUUCUCUAAUUACAUUCAUAGUGUGAUUUUGGUUUGCCUUCCGUGAUUAGGAAGAUUGCUUAGUCACUCUACUUCUUGUGUUUCAUUUUAAUCAUCAACGUAUUUUUUCCAAAUUAGUCUCCGAAAUUUAAUUAUUUGAUUUAGGCAUUCUGUCUUCUUUCAUAUUGAGAAUUAAUGGAAAUGAUUGCGUGGCUUGAAAAAUCCAUAGGUGCAUUAUUUUUAUCAUCCAACUAGUCAAAAAUGUGUCUUGUGGGACUAGUCAUGCUAUUGUCCUUUAUAUGAAGUGCAUUUGAAAAGCACCUCUUGUCUAGUUAUCCUCUUUUUGCAUGGAUUUAAUGUGUGACAAUAAAUUUCUGUUAGCCAUGUCAAGAUAUCCAUUAUUGGGUUACUGCUUUCUUUUCCCCUAAGUUGACAAUUCGUGAAUUAAAUGUUAAUUUCUGGAUGAAGCUGCUUUGCCUGGAUUUCAAGAUCUGGUCUUUGCAUGCUCUGCCAUUGUUGGAAGAGUUUUGGUUAUUCGAAGUGUUGGAAAAAUAUUGAUGGUGAUAUUUGCCCGUUGAUUUCCCCAAUACCUCUUAUAUAAGGAGGGUUCUUCAUGAAGUUUGACGCUGAAACUGCCUUGGACCGUACCUCAGAUGCAACCCGAAGGAUUAGUCAUUUGAGGUAUGCACUUUACCCGAGGAAAGUGUCUGUGUGGCUUCUGUGUUGUAAGCAUAGACUAUAAAUAUCGUAAUACUUCAGACAUGGUAUUAUAACAGCUUUGACAUGCAAGUACAACCAGCUUUCCUUUUGAUUAGCACCUUGUUUCAUGGCAUCUAACUGGAGUCUGCAAGUUGCUGAUCAUUGAUGGCAGUAAAAGAUCAAACCUGAUCCAUUUAUGCUUGAAAAUGCAAUAUUUUUGUUACUUAACCAAUCACCAUCGGUAUUGGAAUGUAACCUUUUUCUUUUUCAUUUUUAUUUCUAGAAUUAUAUUAUAAUCUUCCUAUUUUCCCCUUUAUACAAGUAGAGGCUUCAUGAAGA